AUGAUUGCCCUGCACGAGAACUUCUCACUGUGGAAGGCCCAGCUCGGCAGGCAGGCUAUAGCCCAGAGCCUCAGGAAACAAACAGCUCUCUUCCCCCAUUGGCAGUUACGGAAACAGGCUGUAGCUCUCUCGAAGCUUAUCCUAGCUGGGAAUACCACGGUAGGCGGGCCGUCUCCUUGGGUGAUCGAGACAGGAGAGCCACGUUUCAGUGAGAUUGCUGGAUCGCUAGUCUUGGGCAUAAAUCGAAAACUAAAACUGCAACGAAACAUAAGCCAAGGCAGCGUGCCAGAACCUGAACCAGAUAUCGCCUGGAAAUACAGUAAAGCUUACUUCGAAAACUCUUUCGACGCUAUGUUUGGAGUGAUAUCUCGCCCUGCAUUUGAAGCACGCCUCCGGUAUCAUCUCGAACGAAAUGGUCUGUCUGAUGAUGACCCGGCUUGGUAUGCACUACGAAAUACAGUAUAUGCGUUCGGUCGCAGGAUUGAAUUGUCCAAGGCUUCAUGUGCAACAACACUUGUAGAAGCUGAGGAAAGUGCCUGGCAAUUCUUCCAAAAGGCCCUAUCGGUGCACACCGAACUCCUCUAUCUUCCGACUGGACUUAUGGCAGUCCAGGCCCUAACAGCCAUGAGCUAUUUUGCAGAAGGCGUUGGAAGCCCAUCUCUCGAGUACAUGCUCUGCUCCUGCGCCAUGCGGUUGGCUCAGUCGAAGGGUCUGCACCGGGGGGAGGCCAGAGCCUGGAACCUGCCAGAGCCGGAACAACAACAUCGAAAUCGGAUUUUCUGGGCCAUCUAUCUCCUUGAAAAGCAUAUAAGUUAUCGAUCAGGACGUUCAUCCGUUAUUGACGAUGAAGAUAUAACUUGUCAACUUCCUAUCACCACACCUCCAACAUGUACUGAUGACCUAGGGUGCUUUAAGUAUAUGGUAAAACAUGCGCAGAUUUCAUCCCGUAUAACGAAGCGACUUGCAACAGGAAGUGUCUUUCGUCAGACUCCCACACAAAUUCUUCAAACUGUGCAUGAGUUGGAUCUGGAGCUUCAAGAAUGGCGAGACUCGUUGCCAUCCUACUUGCAUCCUGACAAGCCCAUUAGCCAUGACCAAUUUUCUCGAAGUCUUCACCCUUAUCACGCCUUAUAUCUCCGAUACUCAUAUUUCGGUAGCGUUAUGGCCAUCCACUCCAUCUUCACUCUUCCUUGGAAUAACGCCAUAUUCGGCGACGGAAGUCUCCCUGUGCUGCAUAAACAAAUAUCGCUAAGCUCCUACAUCGUCGUCAAUGCGGCAAGAAGUAUAAUCUUAACCCUAAAUUGCGCCCAAAUCGAUGCCUCGACGCCGACUUGGCUAGUACUUUAUUUCCCCCUUGUUAGCGUAAUAAAUCUCUUUAUUUAUAUCCUGAAAUACCCAAGCCUUCCGACCACACAGUCCGAUAUUGCGCUUAUUGAAGUCGCCGCUGGUCACUUCAGUCGAUUGGAAUACGCAUCAGCCGAUCUCGCGCGUCCUUUUGCCAGGGAGAUCACCCAUCUUGCUCGUGCCGUGGCAACGGCGGCGGAAGAAGGAAAAGAAACUAUGAGAACUGCUCCGUCUCCUUCCAUGCCGAGGCGGGAAGCAGAUGACUCAAAUACGCCCGUUUCCUUACAAUCUCUCAAUGUCUUAGAAGGUCCCAAUCCGCCCAAUCUCGCCAUCGGUUCAAGACGUCAGAUGUUGGCCCCUAAUGCCCGGCAGGUUGACAGCGAAAAUAUGGUCAACUUCUAUUCUGAUGACUGGAGUAUUUCAUCAUUAUUUCCACCACCUGCUUCUAGUCCCCCAGCUUUAUCCCCUUUCAACAGCGGCAAUACAGGCUCAUUUCUCGAUUUUGAAACGGCAGAGUCGGCCUAG
This is a messenger RNA of Aspergillus welwitschiae, 1869 nucleotides long. RefSeq names its product fungal specific transcription factor domain-containing protein. Lineage: Eukaryota; Fungi; Ascomycota; Eurotiomycetes; Eurotiales; Aspergillaceae. Bases 1 to 1869 code for a protein of 622 amino acids. Gene Ontology annotation, molecular function: DNA binding; zinc ion binding. The record is from RefSeq and is a predicted model, not a curated record. Gene Ontology annotation, biological process: DNA-templated transcription. The transcript has 8 exons.